Messenger RNA from Peronospora matthiolae, 642 nucleotides. The record is from the annotation of a GenBank genome assembly. NCBI's taxonomy places the organism in Eukaryota, Oomycota, Peronosporomycetes, Peronosporales, Peronosporaceae.
AUGCCAAGGUCUCGUCCACGAAAGCGCUACUACUGGGCGCCUGUUAGACCGACUGUAAAGCAGGCUGUCGCUCCUUUACCUGCAAACUCCCAUCCGAGUGCAUCGGCAGCCAAGUCAGACAGUGUGCGUGCUCGGUUGCAACGCAAGGUGGCGGCGAAAUCAGCUCAGCAACCCGAACACGUGGAGACGCAGAUUGUUCUGUCGAGUGAAGUACUAGCUCGUCAGUUCGAAACGUGGAAGAAGGAGAUGACUCCUGUGGAGGUUGUCGAGUUUGUGCGAUCUACUAUUGGAAUUGAGAAUCCCUCGGGAAUGAAUUUGCUCAUGAAGUAUUUCGCCUACAUCACCCCUCAUCUAUUGGACGAAAGAAGACUUUGGCUGGAGCAUCGACAGCAGAAGCCGAUCCACCCAGAUUCGACUGAAACAAUGGAGAAGACGGAUGCCAAAGUUAAACUUCUGCUGGACGAGGCAACCACAUCGCUGUAUGACGCAGUGAAGCAGUGUGUCGGAGUGCCAAAGCUGCUAAAAAUCAUCAUGGUGCACGUCAAGUCCACGGAAAAUGGACUCCGAGAUCUGGCAUUACUGAUGAUGCAGCACGGUAUCGAUAAAAAAGACUUCGGUCCAUCGAACAGCAUGCGGUGGUGA